UUAGACAGUGUUGGAGACGGGAAGCAUGGCGGUGUUUGUAAGUCCCAAGUUAUUCAAACAAAAUAAGUUUGCGUUUGUAUUCAAUAAAAGCCACAUUAAAAUUAGUAGUGCAUUGAAUGCAAAAUUUAGUACAAAUAUUCAUCCUAAAAAAAAUGCAGAGUCUGUUGCCAAGUUCACAAAUGGGACUGAAAUGAAAAUAUCUAGUGGAAAAUACGCACGAUUAGCUGAUGGAUGUGCAACCGCAACAUUAGGAGAUACGACUGUAAUGUCCACGGUUGUUAGUAAAACUCAAGCUUCCAGUUCUUCGUUUCUUCCUUUGGUAGUAGACUAUAGGCAGAAAUCCGCUGCAGCUGGUCGCAUACCAAUGAACUUCUUGCGAAGGGAGCUUGGACCCUCUGAAAAUGAAAUUCUGACUAGCAGACUGAUAGAUAGAUCUUUAAGGCCACUUUUCCCACAGGGAUACUGUUUUGAUACUCAAAUUAUCUGCAAUAUGCUUGCAAUCGAUAAUUUAAAUGAUCCAGAUAUCUUAUCAAUUAACAGUGCCUCGGCUGCUUUAGCUAUUUCCGAUAUCCCAUGGAAUGGACCUGUCGGAGCAGUUAGAGUUGGUUUUGCAAGUAAUGAAUUGUUAAUCAAUCCAAAUAGACGAGACCUGCAACAAACUCAAUUAAAUUUAAUCGUUGCUGGUACAAAACAGAAUCAUGUUGUAAUGUUAGAGGCAACUGCAGAGAAUAUAUUGGAACCAGAUCUAAAGAAAGCAAUAAAGACAGGCAUUAAGGAAUGCCAAAACAUUGUGCACUCUAUUCAAGAACUUCAAAAAAUGAUUGGUAAACCGAAAAGAGAAAUUCCAUUAGAAACUGACAAUCAAAAGGAAAUUACUGACACUGUAAAAUUGUUAGCAAAUAUGAAAUUACGAGAGAUAUUCAUGGAUAGCAGUCAUGACAAACUUUCAAGGGAUGAGGCUGUAAAUAAGCUUAAAACUGACAUUCUUGAAAGCAUGAAACGAAGCUAUUCAGACUUGGAUGUAACUGCGGUUGUUAAUGCAUUUAAUGUUGUCUGCAGAGAAACAUUUAGAUCACUUAUCUUUGAAAAUAACAGCAGGUGUGACGGACGAACUUUAGAAGAACUACGUAAAAUAUCUUGUGAAGUGGACCUUUACAAACCUCUUCAUGGUUCGGCACUUUUUCAAAGAGGUCAAACUCAAGUUUUCUGUACAGUAACGUUAGAUUCUGCAGACAGCGCUUUAAAAUUAGACACAAUUUCCAUGCUGACCAGUGGAUUUAAAGAAAAGAACUUUUUUCUACAUUAUGAAUUUCCACCAUUUGCUACUAAUGACGUAGGGCGAAGUGGUCCUGCAGGUCGAAGAGAACUAGGACAUGGAGCCUUAGCGGAACGGGGCCUAAGAGCAAUUGUUCCUAGAGACUAUCCAUUUACGAUAAGAUUAACUAGCGAAGUUCUUGAGUCAAACGGGUCUUCGUCGAUGGCAUCGGUCUGUGCAGGCAGUCUUGCAUUGAUGGAUGCAGGGGUUCCGAUCUCUGCUGCUGCUGCAGGAGUUGCCAUUGGAUUAGUUACAAAAUACAGUCAAGAAAAUCCAGAUGUAAUUGAAGAUUAUAGAAUUUUAACCGAUAUACUGGGCAUUGAAGAUUACAUGGGCGACAUGGAUUUUAAAGUAGCAGGCACCAAAAAGGGCAUCACGUCCUUACAGGCGGACAUCAAAGUCCCUGGCCUUCCAUUGAAAAUCAUCAUGGAAAGCCUAGAAGCUGCGAGCAACGCGAAAAGUGAGAUAGUUGGUAUCAUGAACCAAGCAAUCUGCUCUCCGAGGCGAGAGAAGAAACUUAACAUGCCAGUUACGGAGAACAUUGAAGUUCCUAUACACCAGCGCGCAAAAUUUCUCGGUUUGGGCGGCGGCAAUCUGAAGAAAAUUCUCGUCGAAACCGGAGUUCAUGUGAACGCUGUGGACGAGACGACGUUUUCUCUGUUCGCUCCGAAUGAAACGGCGAUGCGCGAAGCCAAAGAAAUGAUCGAGCAGAUCUUGAAGAAGGACCGCGAACCCACUCUGGAGUUUGGUGGAAUCUAUAAGGCGAAGAUAACUGAACUGAGAGACACGGGAGUGAUGGUAACCUUGUACCCCACAAUGCCUCCAACUUUGCUUCACAAUUCGCAAUUGGAUCAGCGACAAGUGAACCAUCCGAGUGCUCUGGGUUUGGAAGUUGGUCAAGAGCUGCAAGUCAAGUAUUUCGGACGGGAUCCAGUCUCUGGUGUCAUGAGGUUAUCUCGGAAAGUUCUGCAAGGCCCUGUGAACUUGGUCAGAAAUCUGAUGCCUUCGUCUUGAGGGCCAGACGUGAAAGAUUGGGUUAGAGAAUCUACACGAACCGAGUGAUGCAUACAGGAAAGACUGUUCAUACACUGGUUGUUGGAGAGUCGAGUUUGUAUGAAAAGGACUACGAAGGAAUGUUGAGGGUGAAAUUCGCUCGCAAUUUAUACGUAGGCUAAUUCUGAAUUUCUGGGAGAGGAUAUUCGAUUUAUCAUCCAGUUGCCACCGUAGAGAAAUAUUUCUCAAGUGAAUUCCAGUCACUCAGAGUGCACCACAACGUAUCUAAUUGUCAGCAUAAUUUCGGUCUGAUGUAUAAUAAUGCAUCAGCUGCGGCCGCCGUUGUACAUAAUUAUUAUAACAUUUUGUGAAUAAAAUACAAUUCGCUCGGCUUCGUAAAACAGUA
This is a messenger RNA of Orussus abietinus, 2714 nucleotides long. It is a transcript of the gene PNPase, whose product is annotated as polyribonucleotide nucleotidyltransferase 1, mitochondrial. The transcript has 7 exons. The coding region runs from base 26 to 2329 and encodes 767 amino acids. The record is from RefSeq and is a predicted model, not a curated record. Lineage: Eukaryota; Metazoa; Arthropoda; Insecta; Hymenoptera; Orussidae. Gene Ontology annotation, biological process: mitochondrial mRNA catabolic process; mitochondrial RNA 3'-end processing. Gene Ontology annotation, cellular component: cytosol; mitochondrion. Gene Ontology annotation, molecular function: 3'-5'-RNA exonuclease activity; polyribonucleotide nucleotidyltransferase activity; RNA binding.